AGGAGGGCUGGCUCCAGUAUGGGCGCCAGGGACACCCGCGGCUUCGGCUCUGUACCCAGAUCAGGGCGCACAGGGACUGGAUUCUGCCGCUGCUCCCUCCACCUCUGCAAGUGGGGCUGGUGUGUGGGUUUGUCCACGGUGGAAAUGGACCACAGGAGUGAAGAUGCCAGUCCAGCGCCACAUCACAGCUUGUCCAAUGAGACAGCUCAGGACCCUGGAACCAGCCUGGGGGAGCCGGACCAGCAGAAUGUGGUGAAGCGUGUGGUGGCCUUGCCCCUCGUCAGGGCCACAUACACAGCCGUGUCUGGUGCUUACAACACAGCCAAGGACAAACACCCACUGCUGGGCUCAGCCUGUCGUCUGGCUGAGCACUGUGUGUGCAGUGUGACUACCUGCGCCCUGGACCAUGCACAGCCUCUGCUGGAGCACCUGCAGCCCCAGUUGGCCACAGUGAAUGAUCUUGCCUGCAGGGGACUAGACAAACUGGAAGAGAAGCUACCAUUCCUGCAGCAGCCGUCGGACGUGGUGGUGACCUCAGCCAAGGACGCAGUGACCAACAGCGUCACAGGCAUGGUGGAUCUGGCACAGCGGGGCCGGCGCUGGAGCGGGGAGCUGAAGCGCUCCAUGAGCCAGGCCAUGGACAUGGUGCUGGGCAAGUCGGAGGAGCUGGUGGAUCACUUCCUGCCCAUGACCGAGGAUGAGCUAGCUGCCCUGGCUGCUGAGGCCGAGGACCCAGAAGUGGGCUCUGUGGAGGAGCAGAGGCGGCAACAGGGCUACUUUGUGCGUCUGGGAUCCCUGUCGGCGCGCCUCCGCCAUCUGGCCUAUGAACACUCUUUGGGGAAAUUGAGGCAGAGCAAACACCGCACCCAGGACACUCUGGCCCAGCUACAGGAGACUCUGGAGCUGAUCCACCGUAUGCAGAACGGGGCAAACCCCACUCCCACUCCCUACCCCCCAAAGGCGCAGGAGCUAUGGGAGGACUGGAGUCCAUGGCCAGAGAAUGGGCGCAGACACAGCCAGGUGGAGCUAGAGACGCUGGCCCUGUCUCGAAGCCUGACUCUGGAGCUUCAGAGGGCAGUGGACGCUCUGGCUGGUUGCGUGCUGGGCCUGCCACCUGGUGCCCGGGCCAAGGUGGCAGAGGUGCAGCGAAGCGUAGAUGCCCUGCAGGCCGCCUUCGCCGACGCGCGCUGCUUGCGGGAUGUGGCUCCGGCUGCUCUGGCCGAGGGCAGGGGCCGAGUAGCCAGGGCGCACGCCUGCGUUGACGAGUUGCUGGACUCAGUCCUGCGGGCCAUGCCCCUGCCCUGGCUCGUGGGGCCCUUUGCUCCGGUCCUGGUGGAGCGGCCUGAGCCCUUGGCAGACCUGGACGCCUGCGUGGAUGAGGUGGUGGGCGGCCCCGACCCGCGCUGGGUGCACAUGAACUGGCCGGCCCAGCAGAAAGCCUGGGAGGCCGAGCAUGCAGAACCGCGGGCGCCCCAGAGUAGCCCGCCCAAGCACAGGCUGAUGCCUGAGCUGGACUUCUAACCACCGAGGCCCCCUGCUGCCCCCUGGUGGUCAUAUGACCGCGCUCACCGCAGGUAACUCCUGUGACCUGUCCCCACCUUCAAAAGUGGUACACAGCUGUCAUGGCAGCACUUGAGAGGCUGAAGCAGGAGGAUUGAAAUUUGAGACCAGCUUAAGUUGCCUUAGCAAG
Phodopus roborovskii (desert hamster) is the source of this 1690-nucleotide messenger RNA. RefSeq names its product perilipin 5 (gene Plin5). Gene Ontology annotation, biological process: positive regulation of triglyceride storage; lipid storage. Bases 19 to 1521 code for a protein of 500 amino acids. Gene Ontology annotation, cellular component: lipid droplet; cytosol. The transcript has 9 exons. Lineage: Eukaryota; Metazoa; Chordata; Mammalia; Rodentia; Cricetidae. The record is from RefSeq and is a predicted model, not a curated record.